CAAGAUUCUCCAAGCCACCAUCCUUUGUUAAACAGUAUAUAUGUCCGCCUGGACCGACUGCUUUGUCUGGUCUUGUUACUCCGACCACACUUCAAUCUCGACCUCUUCUAUAACAACACAAACAACUCCCGAGCAAAAGCCAACAUGCGCGCCGCAGAUUCAUACUUUCCCUUCUUCCGAACACCAGACGGCAUGGCAGACUUACAAGGCCGGAUCGCUAUCGUUACAGGCGGUGCAUGUGGGAUUGGCAGCGAAAUUGCGAGAGCGCUCGUUGUCCACAAAUGCCGCGUCAUCAUGGUGAAUGUCCAAGACAAGCAAGGCACCAAGACCGUGUCACAGAUCCGUGAUGAAGUUGGCCAAGGUGCGGCGAUCGAACACCGAUACUGCGACAUGACAGACUUGAUCCAAGUCCAAGAGGUGUUCUCUACACUAUGCCAUGAACUUCCAAGACUGGACCUGUGUAUAUUCGGCUCAGGGAUCGAUCAAGCCCACUUCGCAACCGACAUCCACUGCAUAGACGCUUACUUCGGUAUGAUGUGGCUUGGUCACUUCUAUGCUAGCAACCUUCUAUGGCCAUUACUACGCAGAACCUCACGGAUCCCCGAUGCUCCUGCUCCUCGUGUCAUCUUCGAAGCGCCCGGACAGCAGCGAUUGCAAAGUCUCUCCGACGCCUCCUCAAGUGACGAAGAAGACUCAGCCCGCUCAGUUUACGACAAAGAAGUCUGUUCCGAAAUCUUCCGUCGGUCAAAGACGAGUAUGAUCCUUGGAGUCAGGCACGGUCUCGCCGAUCGUAUUGUCAAACGCCAUCACGAUAACAUCUAUGCGCUUGCGGUACAACCAUCAAAGAACCUUGUGGACGCAAGUAGCCACGCCAGACGAGAUAGUUAUUGGCAACCGAUGGACCUCUGCGAUCGUAUCCUGGAUACCUUGUCAAAAGAUACCAGUUUCACGGUACGCAAUAGCUCGCGCAUAGUUCUCUACGCAGCGACGUCACCCGAUGUAGAGAGCAAGUACCUAAACGGUGCAUAUCUAGUCGAUGUCGGUGUUCCAGGACGAGAAAAAGACCUAGCGGCAGAUCCUUCUCUGGGACCUGGCUUCUGGAAAAUCAGCGAAAGAGCCAUCAAUGCAGUACUUGGAAAGGAUGCAAUGGUGCCCUGGGAUCACCAGUGGGUGAGGUCACCAAAAGACAUGUCUGCAUAAGCGUUAGUGAGGUCUUACGAAUAUAACGAAACAUUUCUUCCGUCAUUCAGCCAAGUCCACUGAUGCAGGAGUUUAUCCACAUCAGUUUUGAUGCCUUA
Molecule: messenger RNA, 1298 nt
Organism: Aureobasidium subglaciale EXF-2481
Lineage: Eukaryota; Fungi; Ascomycota; Dothideomycetes; Dothideales; Saccotheciaceae
Exons: 3
Coding region: 145-1200 (351 amino acids)
Source: RefSeq, a predicted model, not a curated record